AUGACCACUGUCAGAACCCUUCUGGCAGUUGUUGCCCUUCAAUCUUGGCACACCACUCAUAUGGAUGUGACAAACGCGUUUUUGUAUGGUGAUCUUACUGAAAAAGUAAGUGCUGCUGGUUUCAUUCUAUCUCAAAACAAGUAUACCCUUGAUCUGCUAAAAGAGUUUGGUAUGUACCAAGUUAAACCACUCUCUCUUCCCAUGGAUACUCACCUUAAGCUUACCCCUGAUAAAGGAGACCUUCUCCCUGAUCCUACUCCCUAUCAAAGGCUCCUUGGUAAACUAAUUUACCUUACAAUCACAAGGCCAGACAUUUGCUUUACGGUUCAGCUCCUAAGCCAAUACAUGCAUCAGCCUACCACAGUUCACAUGCAAGCUGCUAAAAGGUUGUUGAGAUACUUAUCAGGCACUCAUACCCAAGGUAUUUUCUUGGCUUCCACCUCAGGUGCUCACCUCACUGCUUACUGUGACAGUGACUGGGCCAGCUGUCCAGUAACCAGGAGAUCAACCACUGGAUUUUGCAUCUUCCUAGGUCAAUCUCAAAUCUCUUGGAAAGCAAAAAAACAACCUGUGGUGGCUCGUUCCUCAGCUGAAGCAGAAUAUCGGGCCAUGGCCCUAACCACAUGUGAGGUGACAUGGCUUACAGCCCUCCUGAAGGACCUUGGUCUUCAGCAUCUUCCUCCUACAACACUUAACUGUGACAACCAAGCAGCUCUGGCCAUUGUUGCAAACCCAGUUCUACAUGAACGCACCAAACAUGUAGAAGUUGACUGUCAUUAUAUCCGUGAUCAAGUCAAGGCUGGCACAAUUAUUCCUCAACAUGUCACUUCAUCAGACUAG
Molecule: messenger RNA, 840 nt
Organism: Beta vulgaris subsp. vulgaris (sugar beet)
Lineage: Eukaryota; Viridiplantae; Streptophyta; Magnoliopsida; Caryophyllales; Amaranthaceae
Exons: 2
Coding region: 1-840 (279 amino acids)
Source: RefSeq, a predicted model, not a curated record